AUGACAGGGUGGAGGGGAACUCUUGGUUAUGCUGCACCAGAAGUUUGCCUGCGGUGUCCUAUAACCCACAAGUGUGAUGUGUACAGCUUUGGAAUGCUAUUAUUUGAGAUCAUAGGUAGAAGAAGGAACCUAGACCUGAAUCUGCCGGAGAGUCAAGACUGGUUUCCGAUGUGGGGAUGGAAGAAGUUUGAAGCUGGUGAACUAGAAGAACUAAUGGUAGUAUGUGGUAUAGAUGAAAAAGAUAAAGAGGCAGCAGAGAGAAUGGUAAAAGUAGCUAUAUGGUGUGUUCAGUAUAGCUCCGAGUUGAGGCCUUUGACGAGUGUAGUGGUGAAAAUGCAGGAAGGAGCACUUGAAAUUCCUAAGCCUUCAAUUAACCCAUUUGAGUACUUGAUGCCAGGUACUCCAAUCAUGGCUGCAUUUCCCGCAUAUAGCACUAGUGCAUUCGACACUGAUUCCUCUCAAAAGAUAACUGGACAUAGCUUCUACUUUUAG
Messenger RNA from Rosa rugosa (rugosa rose), 492 nucleotides. RefSeq names its product G-type lectin S-receptor-like serine/threonine-protein kinase SD2-2. Bases 1 to 492 code for a protein of 163 amino acids. The record is from RefSeq and is a predicted model, not a curated record. Gene Ontology annotation, biological process: protein phosphorylation. Gene Ontology annotation, molecular function: ATP binding; protein kinase activity. NCBI's taxonomy places the organism in Eukaryota, Viridiplantae, Streptophyta, Magnoliopsida, Rosales, Rosaceae. The transcript has a single exon.